AUGUAUCGUGAAUUUCUGGAAGUGCAAGGUGAGAUUGAGAGAACCGAUGAUUCAGACAAUCUUGAUGAUCAUCUCACAGAACGGGCUGACCUUGAAAUGCGAUACUGUGAAGCCAAAGGUUUUCUGCUGUCGGUUCGAAUGCCUGAUCCAAACCAGACGGUUUUGAAUACGUCAAUGAUCGCUCCUGCGCCGCAUCCAUCCAGCAGUUUUCAUUUAAGGCUGCCAAAGAUAGAUCUCCCUAAAUUCAACGGUGACUUUUCUCGAUGGUUAUCGUUCCGCGAUACGUUUAGCUCAAUGGUCCACAGCAAUGACGAUAUCCCUCAAGUGGCCAAGCUCCAGUAUCUCCUUCAGUCUCUCGUAGGUGAAGCAAGAAAACCGUUCGAAAGUGUCGAUAUCGAAGCUGACAAUUAUGCUUCUGUGUGGGAUGCUCUUUUGAAGAGAUAUGACAACCGUCGCUUCCUUAAAAAACAGCUUUUUCGAACCCUUCAUGAUCUACCACCGAUGAAGAAAGAAUCUGCUCAAGAAUUACACGAGCUCGUCGAUGAAUUUCAACGUCAUGUGAGAGCUCUCGCCAAACUGAACGAACCAAUUGAACAUUGGGAUACUCCACUCGUCAAUAUGCUGUCCUAUAAGCUCGAUCCAGCAACGCUCCGCGCAUGGGAGGAAAGGAGCAGUCAAGAUGAGGAAGUGAUCUUCGAUGACCUCGUCGACUUCCUAUAUCAGCGAGUACGAAUCUUGAAAUCCGUUGCGUCAGAUCUGUUACAACGUGCAGAGUCGGCUCAAGCAAUGGUGGCCGGCACCAGCGUCCCUCCGAAGAAAAGUUUUCAUUCACGAAUAGCAGCGAAUGCAGUUGCUUCCGAAGGCAAGUCAUCCGCUCCGUCUUGUCUUGCAUGUUCCGAGAGUCACUAUCUGUUCCAGUGUCCGGCCUUUGCCAAUAUGGCCAUCAACCAACGUCGUGAGUUAAUCUCCCAACGUAAGUUAUGUUGGAAUUGCUUCCGCACUGGUCAUGCGGCUAGAAGUUGCGGAUCAAAGUUCACAUGCCGCAUCUGUCGAGAUCGCCAUCAUACGUUGCUACACGAUUCCAACUCGUCAUCCAAAAGCUCUGUUACUCCAGCAGUGACGUCGACUCCUCCAGCCCAAAAAUCGAAUCCACCCACGUUGCCAAAUGUGGGAAAUGCAGGACCUGCCACUCCCCAAGUGAGUCUGCCGGUCCACUCCUAUUCCAGUACAGUCUUGUUGGAAACAGUUGCACUCCACGUCGUCGACGAUCAAGGGAAAAUCUUCGAAGCCAGAGCGUUAUUGGAUUCCGCCUCGAUGUCAAACUUCAUGUCGAAGAAACUUGCCAAUCUUCUUUCCAAUCGUCAAUCCAAGGUUGAUAUCGAUGUGGUAGGAAUCGGUCAGUCCAUGAGAAAACUGAAGCGGACUGUAACUGCCACCGUACGGUCUCGAAUUCCGCCGUUUUCUACGAAGCUCGAGUUUUUAGUCAUCGAUAAACCUACCACCGAUCUACCUACAAUGCCAGUGCCUACAUCAUCGUGGAAAUUUCCAGAUAUAAAUCUUGCCGAUCCGCAGUUUCACACUCCCAGCCAAGUGGACGUCGUUAUAGGCGGAGAAACAUACUGGGAACUCCAUACUGGCAAAAAGAUGUCCCUUGGACCAGGUCAACCACAAGUUAUCGAAACCCUGUUCGGUUGGACUGUAUCUGGUCCAGCACCGCACAAUUCAUCCACUGCUUCACCCAGAUGUUUUCUGACUGCCACUGACGACCGGCUCGAGGUCGUUCUUCAACGGUUUUGGGAAAUGGAAACAAUCGUCGAUCAACCUACCCAUUCAACUACAGAAAAACGAUGUGAGGAUUGGUACACAGCAACUACAAUUCGCGAUUCGUCCGGUCGUUACAAAGUUCGCCUGCCCAAGGUGGACGAUCCAGAAAUCGUUUUAGGCGAAUCUAGGGCUAUAGCAACACGAAGGUUACUUAGUCUUGAACGCCGAUUAGAGAGAGACACCAACGUGAAGUCAGCAUACCAUCUUUUCAUGGACGAAUAUGAGCGUCUUGGUCACAUGAAGCGACUGAACGAGCCAAUAGAUGACUGCAAGGAACAUUGCUAUUUGCCACAUCAUCCCGUCUUCAAACUUUCCAGCACUACAACGAAAACGAGGGUGGUGUUCGACGCGUCGUGCAAGACGACAUCGGGAUUCUCUUUGAACGACUGA
Messenger RNA from Topomyia yanbarensis, 2214 nucleotides. RefSeq lists its product as uncharacterized. Bases 1 to 2214 code for a protein of 737 amino acids. NCBI's taxonomy places the organism in Eukaryota, Metazoa, Arthropoda, Insecta, Diptera, Culicidae. Gene Ontology annotation, molecular function: nucleic acid binding; zinc ion binding. The record is from RefSeq and is a predicted model, not a curated record. The transcript has a single exon.